Hemiscyllium ocellatum (epaulette shark) is the source of this 771-nucleotide messenger RNA. RefSeq names its product aquaporin FA-CHIP-like. The transcript has 4 exons. The coding region runs from base 1 to 771 and encodes 256 amino acids. Gene Ontology annotation, biological process: transmembrane transport. NCBI's taxonomy places the organism in Eukaryota, Metazoa, Chordata, Chondrichthyes, Orectolobiformes, Hemiscylliidae. Gene Ontology annotation, molecular function: water channel activity. Gene Ontology annotation, cellular component: plasma membrane. The record is from RefSeq and is a predicted model, not a curated record.
AUGAAGCAGCUAAAGGAAGAACUGCAGAGUGAGUCAUUCUGGAGAGCUCUCACUGCCGAAUUCCUGGGUACUGCAGCCUUUGUAUUCUCCAGCGUGGGCUGUACUCUGCCCUGGGCUGGAAACAGCCCUAGCACUCUACAGAUAGCUUUGGGCUUUGGUCUAGGAGUGACCACUGUCUCUGUUUUCACACAGGGAGUGAGUGGGGGCCAGCUCAACCCUGCUGUCAGCUUUGCUUUGUUCCUCAGUCUGCGAAUUAGUCCAUUUCGGGCUGUACUGUACAUGGCUAUGCAAGUGCUGGGGGCAAUCACAGCGUGCGCCCUACUCUAUGCACUUACACCGCAAGAUAUCCGUGGAGAGCUGGGACUCAACAAGCCUUCCCCAGGAGUAACUCAGAUCCAGGCCCUGGGAGUAGAAAUCAUUGUCACCUUCCAGCUUGUCAUGUGUGUAUUGACCAUAUCACACCAGGAAAACAACUUUGAAGGGUCUGCACAUGUGGCCCUUGGAGCAUCUGUGACCCUUGGACAUUUAGUGGCAAUUGGAUUUACUGGGUGCAGCAUGAAUCCUGCCCGAUCCUUGGGGCCAGCUGUCAUUACAACAAACUUCAGCCAACAUUGGAUUUUUUGGGUGGGACCCAUGCUCGGUGGAGUCUUGGCUGUGAUCGUGUACAACUUAUUGUUGAGGGCAAAGAGGAUCAGGUGCAGAGACUGUCUGAAGUCACUGAGCACUGAGCACAAGGGGGAAUUCAACAUGGAAUCAAAAUCCUCAACAUAA